AUGAAGGGCAUCAAGCUGCGCGGAGCGCCCAUGUACCUGGACAUGCAGGCCACUACGCCCCUGGACCCGCGUGUGUUGGACGCCAUGCUGCCCUACAUGGUCGACCAGUUUGGCAACCCGCAUUCGCGCACGCACAUGUACGGGUGGGAGAGCGAGGAUGCAGUCGAGAAGGCGCGCGGACAGGUGGCGUCCCUGAUUGGCGCCGACCCCAAGGAGAUUGUGUUUACAAGUGGCGCAACGGAGUCAAACAACAUGGCAGUGAAAGGGGUCGCGGGGUUUUACAAGGAAAAGAAGCGCCACAUAAUCACCACACAGACUGAGCACAAGUGCAUCCUUGACUCGUGCAGGCACCUGCAGCAGCGUGGCUGGGAAGUGACUUACUUACCGGUACAGCGUGACGGACUGUUGUCCAUGUCAGAGCUGGAGGCAGCAAUUCGGCCCGACACGGCUCUGGUCAGCGUCAUGGCGGUCAACAAUGAGAUCGGCGUGCGCCAGCCACUGGCUGACAUCGGCGAGCUGUGCCGCGCGAAAAAGGUGUUCUUUCACACUGAUGCGGCACAGGCAGUGGGCAAGGUGCCGGUGAACGUCAACGACGCCAACAUCGAUCUCAUGUCCAUCAGUGGCCACAAGCUCUAUGGUCCCAAAGGCGUAGGGGCUCUCUAUGUGCGCCGCCGGCCCCGCGUGCGGCUCGAGGCGCAGAUGAGUGGCGGCGGGCAGGAACGCGGGCUGCGCAGCGGCACAGUGCCCGCGCCGCUGGUGGUGGGACUGGGUGCUGCGUGCCAGAUUGCGGCGCACGAGAUGGCGGCUGACCACGCCCACGUGACACGGCUGGAGGCCCGCCUGCGGGAGGGCAUCACGGGGCGGCUGGCGGGCGUGCAGCUCAACGGUCCCGACGAUCUUGCACACCGCUACCCCGGCAAUGUCAACCUGUCGUUUGCGUAUGUUGAGGGCGAAAGCCUCAUCAUGGGCCUCAAGGACAUUGCGGUGUCCAGUGGCAGUGCCUGCACUAGCGCGUCGCUGGAGCCCAGUUACGUGCUGCGCGCGCUGGGCGUGCAGGAGGACAUGGCACACACUUCGAUACGCUACGGCCUGGGGCGCUUUACCACUGAAGAGGAGGUGGACCGUGCAGUGGAACUGACGGUGUCUCACGUUGGAAAGCUGCGGGAGAUGAGCCCUCUCUGGGAGAUGGUUCAGGAGGGCAUUGACAUCUCUCAGAUUCAAUGGGCGCAGCAUUGA
This is a messenger RNA of Monoraphidium neglectum, 1236 nucleotides long. Its product is annotated as cysteine desulfurase. Gene Ontology annotation, cellular component: mitochondrion; cytosol. NCBI's taxonomy places the organism in Eukaryota, Viridiplantae, Chlorophyta, Chlorophyceae, Sphaeropleales, Selenastraceae. Gene Ontology annotation, biological process: [2Fe-2S] cluster assembly. Bases 1 to 1236 code for a protein of 411 amino acids. The record is from RefSeq and is a predicted model, not a curated record. Gene Ontology annotation, molecular function: pyridoxal phosphate binding; cysteine desulfurase activity. The transcript has 6 exons.